This is a messenger RNA of Hemibagrus wyckioides, 4915 nucleotides long. It is a transcript of the gene gba2, whose product is annotated as glucosidase, beta (bile acid) 2. The transcript is spliced from 16 exons. The record is from RefSeq and is a predicted model, not a curated record. Gene Ontology annotation, cellular component: membrane. Gene Ontology annotation, molecular function: beta-glucosidase activity; glucosylceramidase activity. Gene Ontology annotation, biological process: glucosylceramide catabolic process; central nervous system development; carbohydrate metabolic process. Lineage: Eukaryota; Metazoa; Chordata; Actinopteri; Siluriformes; Bagridae. Bases 543 to 3161 code for a protein of 872 amino acids.
GCUUAUAACUACAUAUUCCGGGUUGUUUAAUGUGUAAAUACGAUUAAUCAAAAAAUAUAUCAUACGUAUAGUCGGGCGUUAUGUUAAUAUGUUAUUUCAAUAAACGAGUGGUCUGCACGAAUCCCCACCUCCGUGUGUGAGAUGGUACAGUCGAGCGAACGGCUGCAUGAGUUCAUUUUGACUGAGCUGGAAUUCACUGUAAACGGAUAAGGACUGAUUAAAGGUGACGAUCCCGAUUCGCUGCACGAGUCACACCCGUUUUAUUCGUGAUAUAUAUAUGUAUGUGGUAAAGUGGACAUAGAUGUAAACGUGCAUUUCCUCGAGUCAGGCGCUCAGUGGUGAAACGGAUGCAGAACCCGGAUGGCUGUGUGGAUGGCGUCGAGCUGCAAACAAAUUCACCAUGGCACCAUCAUCAUCAUGUCUGUAGGAGAGCACCAUCAGCCCGGCAGCUCAGCUUCAUACUCUCGCUACUGGAAAUAGAGACAAAAUCACUUUAACGCAGCGUUAGUGUAGGUGUGAACUAUAUAGACAAGGCCAGCGACAUGGAUUUAAAUGACAGUAGGUCGUUAUCCGAGCUCAUGGGCCGGUACGAGGGCACGGAGACCGGAUUCGGUGUGCCUAAGGAUGGCUGGAGGAUCUGCCUGGCACACGAGUUCAAGGAGAAAAGAAAACCUUUUCAGGCUAAAGACGUGUCCCUGUCCCACAUCAUGCAGCACAUCGGCUUGGGCUUGAGGUAUUUAAAAUGGUGGUACCGGAGAACACAGAUAGAGAAGAAAGCACCCUUUAUCGACAUAUUCGGGGCUUUGCCUCUAAGGCAGAUUUAUGGCGCUCCUCUGGGUGGCAUUGGAGGAGGAAGCAUUACGCGUGGAUGGAAAGGGGAGUUCUGUAGGUGGCAACUUAACCCAGGAAUGUACCACUACAAAACAGUCAUUGCUGACCAGUUUACAGUGUGCCUGCGUAAGGAUGGUCAGACAAUCUAUCAGCAAGUGUUGUCCACCGAACAUCCCCACACACUUCAGGACUGGAAUUGGGGUUACUGUGGUGCAUUUGCAUUCUACCAUGCACUAUUUCCCAGAGCCUGGACCGUUUACCAGCUGCCUGGUCAGAACGUCACACUCACCUGCAGGCAGGUGUCACCUGUCAUCCCACACAACUACAAGGACUCAAGUUUUCCGGUUGCCGUGUUUGUGUGGGAUAUAGAGAACAAGAAUGACUAUGCACUGGAUGUCACAAUCAUGUUUACCAUGGUCAAUGGUUCAGGCCACAAAGAUGAAAAAUGUGGGGGUCAUUGGAAUGAACCAUUCAACUUGGAAAGGGAGGGCGAGUCCGUGUCAGGGGUUUUGCUUCACCACCGCUCACCGGUGAAUCCGUACACACUAUGUAUGGCAGCUCGAGAACAGUCCAACAGAAAGAUCACCCACAAGACUGCGUUCAGUCCUAAAGAUACCGGAAAGGCCAUUUGGAGUGACCUGAUGAGUGACGGGCAGUUAGAUUCACCCCCUGGCUCCAGCCCUCCAACUCAGAAAGGAGAGACAGUGGCAGCAGCUCUGGCAGUGGGCUGCUCUGUGCCUGCUCAUGGACACAACAGCUUAGAUUUCUGCCUGACCUGGGACAUGCCAAAAAUUACUUUUGGCUCAAGGGAAAGAGAGCACAUCAGACGUUAUGCGCGUUACUAUGGCACCGAAGGAGAUGCAGGCCCGGCUCUUUCACACUAUGCACUUAUGCACUACAAAGACUGGGAAAAAGACAUUCAGGAAUGGCAAAGACCCAUUCUGGAAGAUGGUUCUCUCCCUUCCUGGUAUAAAUCAGCUUUGUUUAAUGAGUUGUACUUUGUUGUGGAUGGAGGAACGGUGUGGGUAGAGCUUCCUGAAGACUGUGAUGUUAGUGGAGGACUUCGUUCAGAAGAAGGUGGUCUUCCAGCACAGCCCCCUGUCCUCAAGGAGUAUGGCCGUUUUGCCUAUUUAGAAGGUCAGGAGUACAGAAUGUACAACACAUACGAUGUGCACUUCUAUGCCUCCUUUGCACUUAUCAUGCUCUGGCCCAAACUGGCUCUGAGUCUACAGUAUGAUAUUGCUGGUAGUGUGGUUCAGUAUGACCCCACACAAAGGAUGAAUCUCAUGAGUGGGAAUUGCUCACCAGUUAAGACCAGGAAUGUAGUACCUCAUGACAUAGGAGACCCAGAUGACGAGCCUUGGCAGCGUGUAAAUGCCUAUCAGAUUCAUGACACAGCAGACUGGAAAGACCUGAACCUGAAGUUUGUUCUGCAGGUGUAUCGUGACUAUCACCUAACUCAGGACAUGCAGUACCUGAAGGACAUGUGGCCCAUUUGCCAGGUGGUUAUGGAGACUGAAAUGAAGUUUGAUAAAGAUGGGGAUGGCCUAAUAGAGAACUCCGGCUAUGCUGACCAGACCUAUGAUGGAUGGGUUGUGACAGGUCCCAGUGCAUACUGCGGGGGUCUGUGGCUGGCCUCAGUGUGUGUAAUGUGUAAGAUGGCACAACUUUUGAAAAGUGAUUCAGUGUAUGAACAGUACAGAGACAUCCUGAAGCGAGGCAGUGCCGCCUUUGAUAAGCUACUGUGGAAUGGGAAGUACUAUAACUAUGACAGCAGUGGGAGAAGUAUGUCCAACAGUGUGAUGUCUGACCAGUGUGCAGGCCAGUGGUUCCUCAGGGCAUCUGGACUAGGAGAUGAUGAGUUUGAGGUUUUCCCUAAGGAGAAGAUCCGCAGUGCACUGAAAAGUGUGUUUGAUCUGAACGUGAUGAGCUUUGCAGGAGGGCAGAUGGGGGCUGUGAAUGGCAUGAGACCAGAGGGCAUUCCUGAUCGCUCCAGCGUCCAGUCGGAUGAGGUCUGGGUCGGUGUCGUCUAUGGACUAGCAGCUACUAUGAUUCAGGAGGGCCUGUUAGAAGAAGGUCUUCACACUGCUGAAGGUUGCUAUCGGACAGUGUGGGAACAGACAGGAAUGGCCUUUCAGACUCCUGAAGCAUACUGUGAAAAAGGGAUCUAUCGCUCCUUGGCUUACAUGAGACCUCUCAGCGUUUGGGCCAUACAGCUGGCACUGGACAAUCGACCAAAAUCGAGCAAGACUGUGCAAGAAGACAGUGAGGCAGCUCGUUUAGAGACGGAUUUACAGGACGAACCAGUGAAAAAGAACUGCCAUAAAUGACUGUGUGCAUGAUCUUCUGACCUCCAUGCACACUACUGUUUAUAUCAGAUUAAGUGUGCAUUAAAGCUGGUGUUUACUUCCCAUGAGAUACGUGCAUGAGUUCAUGUAUCAUCUUUGAGUACGGUUUCAAUAGUAGUGGUAGUUCCGUUUAGUGCACCAAGUUUUACAUACAUUGGAUAAACACAAAUAUUCCACUGAGUUCACUGUACAAGGUUUAAGCUAACGUGGUGAAAGCUAGAGAGUGCAGGCUUGAGUUUAUGUAUUUCUAUAGUUUGAAUGGUGAUAUUUUAGUUUAUGAUUAUCAUACAUACAUUUGUGUUUAAUUGUAUAUUUGUUUAUUCAUAACUACAGAAGUCCAAACCUGAUGAUGGUGAAUAAUGCGCAUCGAUAUUUAAGCUGUGAUGUUGAUAUGAUUAUGAUGUUUUCAGUGGUUUGACUUUCAUUGUACUCUGGAAUACUUUAGAUUACGUGGGCUUAAGUUUGGAUUUGAAGUGUACUGUGGGAUAUAAUUAAAGUGUACCAGGAUAAUUUAUACAUUGGAGCACCCGCUCUAAAAAUGGUUAAAUCCCUAGCUGGUUUUCUAUAAGUUUUAGAUUCUCUGCAGAAGGUUUUGGACACUUAUCCUGCAUCUUUUUGAUUUACAUGUCGAUUUAUUUUAUCCCUGUUUAGGUACAUGACUAUAUAUUUCUUGAAAUAUGCAAAGAUAUAUUUCCAUCCAGACAUGUUAUACAAAUAUUUGUAUUACAAAGCAGACAGAAUUAGAAAAACAUCCAUUGUGUUGAACAAUAUAGUUAAUAUUAAAUAAUCAAUUGCAUUUUUGGUCCUUUACAUAGAAUAAUCUAAAUUUAAAAUAUAUAUACACUUUAGGCAGCAGUAAAUUAUAUAGCUAAAAUUAAUCACUGUCAUAUUAUGCAUGGGAAAUGUCUUCUCAUUAACUGUAAGGAUUAGAAAACAAAGCUGUUGCCCCUUUAUUAGAUAGACGUAGGCUCCCUCUAACAUGCAUGUGCUUUUUGUUAGUGCAUGAUUAUAGACUGUAGUCCAUCUGUUGCUUUGCAAAGUUUGUCAGUCCUACAUUUCAUAAUUUGCUUACAGUGAUUUUGUGGUCAGAAGCUGACCAAUUAAAACACUGUGCAUGGGGAGAAAGCUAUCAUUUCUAAUUGUACACUGAAGUGCACAAACAAGGUAGGUCUGUAAUAAAUUGACCAAUAAGAUAUACUUGUAUCAGCACCACCCACUACGACACCAUGGCCUACAGUCAAUUACUCGAUACAUAUAAAGUGAAUCUAUACUGCAGAGUCAUUCCUACUUUUUCAUUUCUAAUACUUUUUCUUGCGGUGCUCAUGGUGCAGGACGCUGUAGUGGUCAAACCAUAAAGUCCAGUUCCUCCUGAGGGGUCCCCAGAAGUUCUCAAUCGAUGUGAGAGAUAUAAUCUCUCCAGCUGGCCCUGAGUCAAGAUACAACACUAGUGGGAGUUGACCUGGGAAUUGACCAAUGUGUGGAUAGAAGAUAGGUGCACCAUUGUGUGUGUGUGGAGGCUGUAAUAUAUGAUUGCUUAUUCUCAUGGUUAUGUGACAAUGAUAUUAAAUAAUUAAAACAACCACCAGGUAACAUACCUGAAAUCACCCCCCCCCCCCUUUUAUUUUCACUUUCAAUGUUUGAGGUGGCAAUUUGAGUUUGACUGUACAUGCACACUUGGAAAUAUAAAUUUAAAUAAAGAAUUUAUAAAAAAUUUUGAAAUCUCCUGCACUCAAAAA